Pseudophryne corroboree (corroboree frog) is the source of this 1266-nucleotide messenger RNA. It is a transcript of the gene EIF2S1, whose product is annotated as eukaryotic translation initiation factor 2 subunit alpha. NCBI's taxonomy places the organism in Eukaryota, Metazoa, Chordata, Amphibia, Anura, Myobatrachidae. Gene Ontology annotation, cellular component: eukaryotic 48S preinitiation complex; eukaryotic translation initiation factor 2 complex. Bases 111 to 1058 code for a protein of 315 amino acids. Gene Ontology annotation, biological process: translational initiation. The record is from RefSeq and is a predicted model, not a curated record. Gene Ontology annotation, molecular function: ribosome binding; RNA binding; translation initiation factor activity. The transcript has 8 exons.
AUGCCGUGGCGCAUGCGCAGUAGUCCCUCGCCGGAACACAUGCUGACGAAAUCCAGCGGCGGCCGCGGCGUGUGUGAUCCAGGAGAGGCGGACGCAGGAGACAGGACAGGAUGCCAGCAUUAAGUUGUCGGUUCUACCAGCACAAGUUUCCAGAGGUGGACGAUGUGGUCAUGGUUAACGUCCGGUCCAUCGCAGAGAUGGGAGCCUAUGUCAGCCUCUUAGAAUAUAAUAACAUUGAGGGUAUGAUCCUCCUUAGUGAGCUCUCCAGAAGGCGCAUCCGCUCCAUCAACAAGCUUAUUCGUAUUGGCAGGAAUGAAUGUGUCGUAGUGAUAAGAGUUGAUAAAGACAAAGGGUACAUAGAUUUGUCUAAAAGAAGAGUUUCACCCGAAGAGGCACUAAAAUGUGAAGACAAGUUCACCAAAUCUAAAACUGUUUACAGCAUUUUGCGCCACGUGGCAGAGGUGUUAGAAUACACAAAGGAUGAGCAACUAGAAAGCUUAUUUCAAAGGACGGCGUGGGUGUAUGAUGAAAAAUACAAGAGGCCGGGAUAUGGAGCCUACGACGCAUUUAAGCAAGCUGUCUCGGACACAUCUGUUCUGGAUGGGCUGGAUUUAAUAGAAGAGGAAAGAAGAGUCCUGAUUGAUAAUAUUAAUAGACGUCUCACUCCACAAGCUGUAAAAAUCAGAGCGGAUAUAGAAGUUGCUUGCUAUGGGUAUGAAGGCAUUGAUGCAGUGAAAGAUGCAUUGAGAGCAGGACUUAGUUGUUCAACAGAAAUCAUGCCAAUAAAGAUAAAUCUGAUUGCUCCCCCUCGUUACGUGAUGACAACUACGACCUUGGAAAGGACGGAAGGGCUGUCUGUGCUCAAACAAGCCAUGUCUAUCAUCAAAGAGCGGAUCGAGGAGAAGAGAGGAGUGUUCAACGUCCAAAUGGAGCCCAAGGUAGUAACAGACACGGAUGAGACAGAGCUGGCCAGGCAGCUGGAGCGACUGGAAAAGGAAAAUGCUGAAGUGGAUGGAGAUGACGACGCAGAUGAAAUGGAAGCAAAAGCAGAAGAUUAAUAUACAUACAUACAUACAUACAUACAUACAUACAUACAUACACACCCAGCCAUAACAAAAUACAAAAACAGGCCGUAUCUUAACAUACAAUAUUUUUAUUUUCUCUGCCCCUAAAUGACAUUUUUACUCAAAUGUUCCAAUUGUAACGCUUUAUUUUGGUUGUAUGCAAAUGACAUAUCUAUUAAACAUGUCUUGUGUACAUUCAUUA